AUGUUAAUUAAACUCGCAUUCCCGCUACAACAUACGUCGUACCCUGAUGUCGACAUGCUGAGGUGUAAAGAGCUUAAUAAUUUUGCAACGGAAUGCGUUUUACCUCGACGCCUGAAGCGCAGUUUGCCACCGUUGCCAGAGGACAAGGAAUGCAGUAGCAUGGAGCUCAAGAAGUGCAGCAAAACAUUUCAAAGGAAAAGGCGGCAAAGGAGACAAUGUUUGAGUCUACCUGCCUUACCUGAGUACGACGAGUGUUAA
Molecule: messenger RNA, 258 nt
Organism: Parnassius apollo (apollo)
Lineage: Eukaryota; Metazoa; Arthropoda; Insecta; Lepidoptera; Papilionidae
Source: the annotation of a GenBank genome assembly